UGGCAAUUUUCUCGAUGUCCUCUCUUCAUCGAGUAACAUCUUCUCAUCACAUCAGAGCUGCUGUUUUUAUGGAAUGACACAUGCCAGCUGAUUAAGGAACACAUCUCUGAAUUUGGAUCAUCUGUGCAGAAACAGGAAGUGAACAUGAGCGCUCUCUCCACCGACAAAAAGCCACAUGUGGAUUAUGGUGUUCAGAUUCGCUUCAUCAAAGACCUCCAUGACACAGGAGGAGGUUACCCAGAUAAAUCCAAAGGAAACAACAGUGCAGCUCCUUCUCCCAAUAAAUAUGGCGUUGCUGUGCGGGUUCAGGGAAUCUCUGGACAGCCCUAUGUGGUCCUGAAAGAUGGAGAGAAAGGUGACUCAUAUGGAGUUCAACUAAAUACUCCCACCCCCACUUCAGGGCCUCCUUCACCAUACAACAGUGUUCCCAGACUUAAUAAUGAAUCAGCAGAACUUGCUAACCCUCACAGCACUGUUGUAAAUCCACCAAGCUCGCCUGUUUCUCCAGCAGAGGAUGAGGAUGGGGAAAUUUUUGGGAGCCCUCUUAGAAGACCUCCUGGGGAUGGUCAAGCAGGAACACAAGGGGAGGAGGAAGGUAGAGCUGGAAGGGAAAGAGAGGUGGAAAGACCAAAAGCUGAACCCCAUAUCAAAGCAGCAGCCAAUGAAACAGAGAAAAAAAAAGAUCUGACUGAUAUGGAAAAGUAUAAUGAAGCAGGACUGAAACCUGUCAAAUUUAAUACUGUGAUACCCAAAGGGGUAAAUCCAACUGGCUCUGGCCUCACUAGCUCUUUGGGGAGAAACAGUGGACAGAAACAAGGUACAGAUUCCUCUUCACAGCCUUUCCCAGAACCUCCAGCAUCAACUGAUAGCGAGCCUACCCCAGCAAUUGACACCAAGUCCCUGGCUCCUAUCAAUAAGCUUAUCAGUAAGUUCAAUAGUGGAGCACAAACGAGUGCCCCACAGACCAGAGGCCGCUCUGGAGCAAGACAGCGGCUCCAGUUUGAUGAGCGCAGGAGGUCUAGUAGUCUUGAUGCCAGAAAAGAUGCACAACCAGAAGUUUUCCCUCAUUCUCCCACAUCUCCCAUACUGAAUCCCUACACUGUUCCCCUCUCCACAUCCUCCAAUUUACUCAUGUCAUCUGCUCCAGCAAGUAGCCUGGGGAAGAGUCCUACAUCUUUUGCCAAGGUGACAGCGCCUAAGGCCCCAAAGGCAAGCUUCAAGUCACCAGAGAAGUUUGUUGCCAAGGACACAUCUCCGUCUGUUGCAAAAAAGCCUGAAAUACUUCCAAAGAGUCUGAGUCAAAGCGCAGAGGUCAUCAGCAGGAAAGAUGCUCAAGUUAACAAGGCUUUAUACAUCAAAGACAGCCCCAGUGAAAGUGAGGAAUUCUUCAAAAAACAAGUUGACCUCGUCCAUCAGACAACUGACGGAUAUAAGAAGGAGGGAUCUGAUGGAGGUGUCAAAAAGGGGAAUCUUGAGGAACUUCAGGAGCAACUCAAACGCUGCCAGAGAGAACUGCAGCAGGCACAGGAUGAACUCACUGCAGAGCGUAUGGCCAGAGAAUUGGCAGAGUCCCGUCUGCGCCUUCAGGAAGAUCAGCUGGCUCAACUUCAGGAAGAGUUGAGGAGGGUUUCAGAAAACUCACCUCAAACGGACUCCCUUCAGACGGAUGUGAUGACCUUACAGGCCCAGCUGGCCGAGGCCACCCUGUUACACCACCGCCAAGAGGAGGUGCUACACCAGCGAGAGCGGGAGCUGACAGCCCUGAAGGGGGCUCUGAAGGAGGAGGUGGAGUGCCAUGACAGAGAGAUGGAGACUCUGAGGGAGCAGUACAGUCAAGACAUGGAGAACCUGAGAAAAACCAUGGAGCAGUUCACUCAGUCCCAGGAGGAGAUCGAAGAGGAGCGGGAGAAAGUGAACUCCUCAAUGUGGAAGAUGGAGGAAGAGCUGGAGGGUUUCAGAGACCAGAGAGAACAGUGGAGGACAGAACUGGAGGCCACCACCCAGGAGCUGCACAACACCAGAGAGGAGCACGGGAAUCGGUCCAGCAGCCCAGUGUUAAAAAAGUCUCACUUGGAGAAGGAAAAUGUGGAGGGCACACUGAAGGAUCUUCAGAAAUCACUGCUCUCCAUGAGGAAAGAAACACCUGCACCUGAUGAUAACCGCUCUUUAACAGAGGAGCUUCAGCGUUGCCAUGACGAUCUGAAGCGAACUCGAGCCGAUCUGGACAAACAAAAGGGUGAGCUUGACAAAAAAAACGAGGCACUCGAAGCUCUUAGGAAGACGAGCGGAGAGAAGGAGGCUGAGCUUCAGUCUGAGAUCGCCAAGCUGAAGGAGCAAAUGCAGAAAGACAAGGCUGAGCUGGAAAAGGCACACGAGAGGGCAAAGGAGGCAUUAUCUGGGUCCACAGGAAAGACGGAGGUGGACCAUGGCACCAAUCAGGAGCUGCAGGAAACAAACACUCGCCUCAGAGAGAGGCUGGCCCGCAUGACAAGGCUUCACUCCAGUAUGCCACGGAGCUCAGAGGCUGAAGAGGAGCUGGAAGCCCUUGAGGAUGAAAACCGCUCCCUGAAGACUCAGCUGGAGGAGGCCAAAAGAGGCACGAGCCGCCUGAGCAAAGAGCGGGACGAGCUGACCCGGCGGCUAGAGGAGAGGGACCUGGAGCGGGAGUUGUUGAAAAGGGGCAAAAGUGACCUGGAAGAACAGAAGAGGCUGCUGGACCGAGCCCUUGAGAAGAUUAACAAGGAGAUGGAGGUGAUGAUGGGAGAUUCUCGUCAGUCGGUGGCUUCCCUGCAGAUACAACUUGAUGAUUUCAGGGAGCGGUCGCGGAAGGAUCUGCAGGAGGCGCAGCGUAACAGCAAAGACCGACUGGUUGAGCUGCAGAGGGCUCAGAACAGCCUGAAGACCCAGCAGGAAGAGGUUUCCCGUCUGAAGAAGGAGCUGCUGUCGUGCAGCGAAGAGCGCGACAGUGCACAGCUGGAGAGAGACCUCCUCAACAACCGCCUUAAACACUUGGAGAGCGAACUAGAAUCAGAAAGGAGCACACAGACUGACCGCUCCCGAGAGAUCCGUGGCCUGGAGGAUAAAAUUAAAACACUGGAGAUCGAGCUGGAUGAGGAGAAGAGUAGUGUGGAGCUUCUGAACGAUCGCGUAACCCGAACCAGAGAUCAGGUGGACCAGCUUCGUUCAGAACUGAUGCAGGAGCGUUCAGCACGACACGACCUGGAGAUGGACAAGAGCUCCCUUGAGAGACAGAUAAAGGAGUGGAAAUCUCGCGUGGCAGACAUGGAGGGACAGCAGACCCGACCCUCAGCUGGAGUCACCCUAUUGGAAAACAAGAUUCAGGAGUUGGAGGAAAGACUACGCAGUGAAGAAAGAGAGAAGGCCAGCAUUCAGGCAUCGCAGAGACGGAUGGAGAGGAAACUGAAGGAGCUUAACGCCACAUUGGACCAGGAGAGAAGCCAACAUGUUGAGCAGAGGGAUCAGCUGUCCCUGCGAGUUAAAGCCCUGAAGCGGCAGGUGGACGAGAGCGAGGGGGAGGUGGAACGCUUGGAGGGAGUCCGCCGUAAGGUCCUCAGGGACUUGGAAGAGCAGCAGGAGCUCCAGGAAGCACUGCGGGCCAAAGUCACAGCGCAGGAGAGCGAACUAAAGCGGAAGUCACAGCAGACACAUCGCACAGCUCUGGGCUCCUCCAUUUUAAGCUCUGAGGAAGAGGAUGGUUUCUAUGACGGCAACAUCAACUCCAUCCUGAAUGAGAAUCACCUACAGACCACUAACUGCUAGAGGAAGAUGGCAACAAGAGUUUGUUUUUUUGUUUUUGUUUUUGUUUUUGUACCCCAAAAGAAAAGUUAAGACGUCAGUUUCUGUGCCCCCGGGUUUUAUUUUUAGUAAAGCAGUCCAAAAGAGACACAUUUUCAGGAGAAAAAUGUCUUUUUUUUUUCACUCGUUGCUAAUAAGAUUUCCUCACCGCUGUUAUCUUUUAUGAGAUCUUUUUGAAAGCAUGUUAAAAGAUUAAUUACAGCAACAACAACAAGGUGACGCUCAACAUGCUUCAACUUGGAACAUGCUCUUAAAAAGACAGUUUGAUUAAACAUAGUUCUUUCUUUGGUAGCACAUUCCUGUGGCAUCGCUGAUGUUUAGCUCAUACUGUAGAUUUUAUUCCUCAACCAAAAACCAGAACUUAUGUUCUGAUAUGGUGUUAUAUGUGUUUGCUUGUGCAUGAUACGUUAUGUCAGUGUUGUUAGCCCUUCCAGGUGUGUCUUUGUGUUAAAAGUGAUUUAUAUUUUUUGUUGUUUUUUUACCUUUUGAAUGUGACAUUUUUUGUCCAUUUAAACUGAGCCUAUAUUUUACACUGUGUUAGACACCUGCUACUGAAGACAAUCAAAUACACAGUACUGUAGCACUAUUAA
Molecule: messenger RNA, 4406 nt
Organism: Melanotaenia boesemani (Boeseman's rainbowfish)
Lineage: Eukaryota; Metazoa; Chordata; Actinopteri; Atheriniformes; Melanotaeniidae
Gene: cgnb
Product: cingulin b
Exons: 21
Coding region: 145-3780 (1211 amino acids)
Cellular component (GO): myosin complex
Source: RefSeq, a predicted model, not a curated record